GUUCGGGGGACCGGGCGGCGGGCGCCAGCGGCCGGAGGACGCCCGGCUGCGGGAGGCGGCUCCGCAGCGCCCAGGCAAGCAAACCAAAGCUGCUUCUCCUCUGCUGCUGCUCUCGUUUGGGAUUUGAUUUGCAUCAUCUCUGAGCCCAUUAAAAGAAAUAAAUAAAAAAAAAAAAAAAGAGGAGAAGAGAGGAAAAAAAAAAUAAAAAAAGGGCAAACCAAACCCACACAAAACAUGUGCGGAAGGACUUCCACUCCCUGGCUGUGCUAUUGAGGAUCAGGAAGAGCCUUUGGGGCUGCAGGAUCUCGCCAGGCUGAUGCUGCUGCUCAAGGAUUUGGUGCAGGGAGACAAAACUGCUGCCUCUUCCAUCCGCUGAUCUCAACAUCUGCAUUUUCCUGCUGCUGUGCUCCCUCUCACACCCUCUCUCCAUGGACUGAUUUUUUGAUUUUUUUCCCUUUUUGCGGGGGGGGGAGGGAAGGACGAGCAGAAAGCCAAGGCAUCGUGCUGAGAGGAGCGAAAAUUCCCUUUCUGUCUCGUGUUCUGGUGGAUCUCUUUCGAGGUUAUUCAGCUUUUUGGAAAAGAAAACAUGACGUCGCCAGCAAAAUUCAAAAAGGAUAAGGAGAUCAUAGCUGAAUAUGACACUCAAGUGAAAGAGAUCCGUGCCCAGUUGGUAGAGCAGCUGAAAUGCCUUGACCAGCAGUGUGAGCUCCGGGUCCAGUUACUGCAGGACCUGCAGGAUUUCUUCCGCAAGAAGGCAGAGAUUGAGAUGGAUUACUCCAGGAAUUUGGAGAAGUUGGCUGAGAGAUUCCUGGCUAAAACUAGGAGCACCAAAGACCAGCAAUUCAAGAAGGAUCAGAACGUGCUGUCACCAGUGAACUGCUGGAACCUGCUGCUCAACCAGGUGAAGAGGGAGAGCAGGGACCACACCACCCUCAGUGACAUUUAUCUCAACAACAUCAUCCCACGCUUUGUCCAGGUCAGCGAGGACUCAGGACGCCUCUUCAAGAAGAGCAAGGAAGUGGGACUGCAGCUCCAGGAGGACUUGAUGAAGGUUUUGAAUGAACUCUACACGGUGAUGAAAACCUACCACAUGUACAACGCCGACAGCAUCAGUGCCCAGAGCAAGCUGAAGGAGGCAGAGAAGCAGGAGGAGAAGCAGAUUGGGAAGUCAGUGAAGCAGGAGGACAAGCAGACCCCACGCUCCCCUGACUCCACCUCCAAUGUCAAGUUUGAGGAGAAACACGUCCGGAGGAGCUCUGUCAAAAAAAUUGAGAAGAUGAAGGAGAAGCGCCAAGCAAAGUACACAGAAAACAGACUGAAGGCAAUUAAGGCAAGGAAUGAGUAUCUGCUGGCCCUGGAAGCCACCAAUGCCUCGGUGUUCAAGUACUACAUCCAUGACCUGUCUGAUCUCAUUGAUCAGUGCUGUGACCUGGGCUACCACGCCAGCCUCAACAGAGCCCUGAGGACGUUCCUGUCGGCCGAGCUGAACCUGGAGCAGUCCAAGCACGAGGGGCUGGAUGCCAUUGAGAAUGCUGUGGAGAACCUGGAUGCCAACAGUGACAAGCAGAGGCUGAUGGAGAUGUACAACAACGUCUUCUGCCCUCCCAUGAAGUUCGAGUUCCAGCCACACAUGGGGGACAUGGAGUCUCAGCUCUGUGCCCAGCAGCCAGUCCAGAGUGAGCUGGUGCAGAGGUGUCAGCAGCUGCAGUCCCGCUUGUCCACGCUGAAGAUUGAAAAUGAAGAGGUGAAGAAGACGAUGGAGGCCACGCUGCAGACAAUCCAGGACAUUGUCACCAUCGAGGACUUCGAUGUCUCUGACUGCUUCCAGUACAGCAACUCCAUGGAAUCUGUGAAAUCCACGGUGUCAGAGACGUUCAUGAGCAAACCCAGCAUUGCCAAGAGAAGGGCAAACCAGCAGGAGACUGAGCAGUUCUACUUCACUAAAAUGAAGGAGUACCUGGAGGGCAGGAACCUGAUCACGAAGCUCCAGGCCAAGCACGACCUCCUGCAGAAGACCCUGGGAGAAAGUCAGCGGACGGACUGUGCCCUGGCCAGUGGCAGGCGCAGCUCCACCGUGAGGAAGCAGGAUUCUUCCCAAGCCAUUCCCCUGGUGGUGGAGAGCUGCAUCCGAUUCAUCAGCAGGCACGGUUUGCAGCACGAAGGAAUAUUCAGAGUGUCUGGGUCCCAGGUUGAAGUGAACGACAUCAAAAAUGCAUUUGAGAGAGGGGAAGAUCCCUUGGCUGGGGACCAGAAUGACCACGACAUGGAUUCCAUAGCAGGAGUCCUCAAGCUCUAUUUCAGAGGCCUGGAGCACCCCCUCUUCCCCAAGGACAUCUUCCAUGACCUGAUUGCCUGUGUCACCAUGGAUAAUUUGCAGGAGCGAGCGCUGCACGUCCGGAAGGUGCUGCUGAACCUGCCCAAGACCACCCUGAUUGUCAUGAGAUACCUCUUUGCAUUCCUCAAUCAUUUAUCUCAGUUCAGUGAAGAGAACAUGAUGGAUCCCUACAACCUGGCCAUCUGCUUCGGGCCCACGCUGAUGUCUGUGCCCGAGGGCCACGACCAGGUCUCUUGCCAGGCUCACGUCAAUGAACUGAUCAAAACCAUCAUCAUCCAACAUGAGAACAUCUUCCCAGGGCCCAGGGAGCUGGAGGGCCCAGUCUACAGCAGAGGUGGAACCACAGAGGAUUACUGUGAAAGCCCUCACGGAGAGAGAGCCCUGGCAGAAGAUUCAGUGCAGGAUGUCACAGCUGAGCACCACACCAGUGAUGAUGAGUGUGAGCCCAUAGAGGCCAUAGCCAAGUUUGACUACCUGGGCAGGACUGCACGGGAGCUGUCCUUCAAGAAAGGAGCCUCUCUGCUGCUCUACCAGCGCGCCUCGGACGACUGGUGGGAGGGACGGCACAACGGCAUCGACGGCCUCAUCCCCCACCAGUACAUCGUGGUGCAGGACACUGAGGAUGGGAUGUCGGAAAGGUCCAGCCCCAAGUCGGAAAUAGAAAUCAAUUCUGAGCCACCGGAGGAAAAGGUGACAGCCAGAGCUGGUGCCAGCUGCCCGAGCGGGGGCCACGUCGCAGACAUUUACCUUGCAAACAUCAACAAGCAAAGAAAGAAACCAGAGUCAGGCAGCAUCAGAAGAGCGUUCCGUCAAAGUGACAGCCACGGCCUAGGUAGUUCCCUGGCAGAACCAGCCUCCCCCGGGGCCAUAGCCGCUUCCAGGCCCUCAUCUCAGCCCAUUAUGAGCCAAAGUCUUCCCAAGGAGGUUCCAGACAAAUGCUCCAUCAGUGGGCACGGCAGCCUGAAUUCCAUCAGCCGGCACUCGUCGCUGAAGAGCAGGAUGGACAGCCCGCAGAUCCGCAAGGCCGUCACCGCCGGCCGCUCCAAGAGCUUCAACAACCACCGGCCCCUGGACCCCGAGGUCAUCGCACAGGACAUUGAAGCCACCAUGAACUCAGCCCUGAACGAGCUGCGGGAGCUGGAGCGGCAGAGCAGCGUCAAGCACGCGCCCGACGUCGUCCUGGACACCCUGGAGCCCCUGAAAACCUCGCCGGUGGUGGCCCCCACCUCGGAGCCCUCCAGCCCCCUGCACACCCAGCUCCUCAAGGACACUGAGCCCCCGUUCCAGCGCAGUGCCAGCACUGCUGGGGACAUCCCCUGCACCUUCAGGCCCGUCAAGUCUGUCAAAAUGGCCACGCAGGUGAAGCCGCCGGCCACGCGCCCCAAGCCCGCCGUGUUCCCCAAAACCAGCGCCAGCACCCCCGGCGUGGCCUCCUCUGCAGCCCAGCAGCCCCCUGACAAGUCCUGUACUGUCUGAUGCACCCCUGCUGCUCUCUGGGUACAACUCCUGCUGUUCCAGAUGGAGUGACUCUGGCAAAGACAUUAAAAUUCCUAUUUAACGAAUCCUUGGAUUGAAGGGGAGCUGCUGGGAGCUGCUGGGAGCUCCUGAGCGGCCACAGCCUCAUCCCACGUCCCCAGGACAGCUCCUGCCACGCUUGGGAAAUCCACAAUCCACGAGCCACUGUGAAGCUGAGCAGGAAAACACCAAGGGAUGAGUUGGAUUUUGGUUUUGAUGCCUUGUUCAAGUGUUCGGCCGCUGGAAGGAACAUUUGGUGGUGUCCUGUUUUGGGAUACUGGUGUAGUGACUUCUGUAUUCUGUGUUUCAUUUACCACAGGGAAACAAUAGGAUAGAUUUUAGUCUAUUGCAUGUUUUGGUGCCACUGGUUACGUGGAGCUUGGACAUGCCUGUUUCUUGUGCAUUAUUAUUAUAAUAAUUAUAAUUAUUAUUAUUAUUAUUCCGUCGCCCGCUGGUGCCACGGUGGUUAAGGGUCUGUCUCGACUUCCAUCACAUCCUCUGGUUUUGUUUGUUUGCUCCCCAUUCCUCCCCCUCAGGGCCAAAGCCUUUGGCCAUCCAGCCUCAUGCUUUAUUUGUCAUGGAGAAAUGAGUUUACUCUGGAACACUCGUAGAUUUUGUGGAGUUCUACGUGAGACGUGUCUGUGCAAAUAGAAACAAACAUGUUUUCCUGAGCUCUGGGAGCACAAGAAAGAGCCCAGUCAUUGCUUAUGGACAAUCUUCACUGGUUUCCCCCUCUGCUCUCCCAUAUUUAAAAGCAGCUUUAUUGUUUCCAGUGGCAUUUUCAGCCCGUGGGCUCUGAUGUGGUGUUUGCUCUCGGGAGACUGAAUGUAAAACAAAACAAAAAAAAAAAAGAGAUAAUUUUGAAAACAAGCAUCCUCUGCUGGGAGCCCAUCCCCAAGACACACUCUGCUGGUUUGCCCGUUCCUCAGGACAGAUCCUGACCCCCAUCCCAGCACCAAGCACUGUAAAAACUUCGCUCAGGAGUUCUCAGCUCCCUGCCUUGUCCCUCUCUGCUCUUAUAGAGCAGAGCAGGGACCGCUGCUGGGGACAGGGGUGUGACAGCACGUGGCCUCUGCAGUGGCUGCCCCCCGUGCUCCCUGCCAUGCCUGCUCCAUGCAGGGCUGACCUGUGAAUGAAUGAAUCCUUUGGUAUUAUUUGUAUUUAUCCGUAGCCAGCAGCAUCCACGGACUCUUUUGUACUCCCCGGGGAAUUCUCCACAGUGCCCACAGUUAUUUAAUUUAAUAAUUAAAAGGCUUGUGCCACUUAGCAGUGGAGACUGGCUGACCCUGAGCUCGCCUCGUUCCUCAGCUUUUCUGGGAUUUCAAACAAGCUGCACAUCUUAGGCUGCCAUCAAAUAAUGAAUUCAGGACGAGAUAAGAAAAGUCAUUUUUCUCACCCAUUUAAGCUGAGUUUCCUUGCAGUUUGUGAGUUCCUGGUGACUGCAAAGUCAGUUUAAUUGGCACUUAAAAAAGAAGAAACAAAGAAGAGUUGCUGAAAUGUCCUUUUCUCAUGCAUUUAGGAUGAUACUUGGAAAUAUGGAACAGGGUCUUCCUGCAUCCCUGUCCAUCCCCACACGCACAACCCCCUUUCUACAGAAGCAAUCAAUCCAUAAUUAAUGACUUUCCAAAAAGCCAGCUUCCUCUGGGCCCUGAGUUAAGGGCAUGCAAGAACUGGGGAGCACUGGGAAGGUUUUGGUGAGAACACUCCUCGUUUCCCAUUUCUCCUGAGCUUCCCUGGGGAGCCCCACGGUACGAGUGUGACUGUCCCUGCCCCUCCAGGAGAUGCCACCAGUGCCACCAGCCACCUUUGCUCUCAGGUUCUGAUGGACUUCUACCACCAAGGAAUCACUUGUUCUUUUGGGGAAAAAAAAAAAAAAAAAAAAAAGAAUGAUUAAACUUGUAGUUUUUUGCUCAGGCAGAACUUUCUGGCAUUUCCUUUUUAGUAAGAAUUUUUGGGUUUUUUGAUUUCUUUUCUUUUUUUUUUUUUUUGGUCUCAAAUGACCAAAGUUAAUCUGUGUCAAGAGCAGGAUCUCUGUAAAUUGACUUUGCCUCAUUUUAAUGCCUUAUUUUCUUUUUUAUAUUUUUAUGCCUAGCAUUCAAUAUUCCUAAGAAUAAGUGUUCAGCCACGCACAGCACAUUGGAGGAGCUGCUCUUUUCCAGCUUCAAGGUCUGAAGUGUGGAAUUAGAUGGAAAACAAAAACAAAAAACAAAACAAAAAAAAAUUUUUUAAAAAAGACUUCAGGUUACUGUAACAGCAACUGUCUGUAUCUGAAUUAUUACUGUGCUUCUCUAGCAUCCACAGCUCUGGGACAAUCCUGCUGCCAAGGGCAAGGUGCUUGGCAGGAUCACCUGGAUAUGGAGCAACUCAACUGGAAUUCUGGUGUGCACUGUGACUGACAACAAGCAAUAGGACAGGCUGAAGCUCCUCCUUCCUCUUCCUCGGGCGGAAAAACCACACGUGGGAGGGAUGAAACAAGAAAAUCACACACAAAAUCAUGGGGGAAAAAAGGAGAUUUUCAGCUUGUCCUCCUCACUCUGAACACACAAGGCUGAGAGGACGUUUGCCACGAGUGUUUUGUGAGCAGUGGCUGCCGGAAAGGUGGGAAGGAGGAACUGGAAAUGUUCCCUCCCUGAGGACAGGUCUGACUCAGUGGUUUGCUUGGGGAGGUACCAAUGUCACUCCACAUCUUCAUAUCCCGAAGAAAUUUUAGCUCUUCCAAGGAAAUUCCUCUUUUCAUGACUUUUCCUGUAACGUUUGUGUCGAAUAUGAAGACAAAAGAAGUGUUUGAUAACUGGAAUGACGUCUGUCUGUUGGAUAGUGCUUUGUAUGAACCUUGUUCAUCAGGUGUUGGAUUGAAAUAAUCCAAAGCAAAAAAAAAAAAACCUAAAAACUUUUAAAAUGAAACAUGGUUUUAGGUGAUCAAUCUGAAUGGUUUCUGAAGCUCAGACCUUUUCUGGGUUAUUUCCCUAGUUGGGAAUGGAGCAGUGUGCUUUAACCAUUGCUUAAUUUCUGCCUCUCUGAGGUCGUCCAAAGUUUAUGAAUUGUAAAUUUGUCCUUUGUGUCCUAGCAGUGGGACACGAUCAAACCCUCUCAUUUUAUCUGUAUUGGGUAUUUUAUUGCAACAAAAAUGAGUAAAUAAUUAGAGUGCACUGUGACAGCAGAACAAAAAAAAAAAAAAAAAAGUUGUUGUAUAUUGUCUGUAUUUUGAUACCUGUUCAAAAGGAGUCUUUGGGUUUCCUGUGCUGAAUACCUCAUGUGUUGGGUUUUGGGAGUUUUUGUUGAUUUUUUUUCUUUUUAGGUUGUUUUUUUUUUUUUUUUUCUUUUUUAAGGCAAGAUUGUUCUUGCACAAAAGUAGGUUAAGAUAACCGAGUUCUCAUAAAUUUAUUUACUAAAUCAAAACACUUCAGCUUGGCAAGAAAUCCCAUCUGUUGUAGCUCCCCACCUUGCACUUGGUACGGGGCCGACCCGGCGCACUUGGGAGAGCUCCAGCAAUACUGGGACAGGAGAAGCUCAUUGCAGGUGGAGUUUGCUGCCUUAUUUCUCUUCUUCUCUGUGUCAAAAACCUCAAAUUCAGCGGAGCAUGGCGUAGCUUUGGGGAUUUAUGGAGCUUUUGGGAGAUGUCCUUCUGCAAAAAUCGACGUCUCUGAUUCUCAGCACUUCAGAUCCUCCCCGGGGGCGUGGGAACGCUCCCUCGGUGGGAUCCGUGUGGAGGGGACACUUCCAGGAGGUGUUGCCCUCAGUGAGCAAUCAGGAAUGGUGGGAAAAUGCCCCAAAAAUCCCUGCUGAGCCAGUUGGAUGGAUCCCAUGAGAGGCUGAGCUCACGCCCUUGUCCAGCACAUCCCUGAGCACAGGAGGCAGAGGAAGGAGGUGCCCCUGUCCCCCCAGGUGUGGCACUGCUCAGGGGCACCUGUGCUUGGCAGGACCAAGCCCUGGGUGUAGAGGGAUGUGCCCCAAAGUGCAAACACACUGCGCUCCCCUGAGCAGGGAACUGCUUCAAAAACUGCUUCAAAACCCACAGGAAAAGAGGAGCAUUGGGGCAUUUCCAUUGCUCAUGGGCCUGUCCAGGGCAGGAAAUUGAGUUUAACAAGCUGGGGAUUUAUUUAUUUUGAGAUUUUUAGCUUUCACGAAAAAAACCCAGCCUUUUUGUGGGUUUGUCUGGCCUUGGCUAAUGCCCCACAAAUGCAGGUGGGGACAUAAAGCUGUUCCUUUAGUGGGCUGGUGGCACAAGAGGUGGAAAGGAGGGAACGUCCUUCCCCCAGGGACGCUCCAGCACCAGCCCUGGGGAAUCACCAAGCGCUUCAUGGACUGAACUUUGGGGUUUGAGCUCCUUCCACAUCAGCUCUCUGCAUGUCUCUGUGUCUGUGUGACAACCUGGUACUUGAAAAUAAGAAACAAAAAUAGAAAUACUUGACCCUGUGCCUGCGGGGCCGGGAUGGCCCCGGCUGUGUCGCGCACAAGCGGUUCCGCCGACCGCCCACCACAAGGCAGAUGAAUUCUUUUCCAGGCUGUUCUAGCAGCAAACCAUCUAUUUGGGUGGCUCUAGAGAUGCAAAAACAGCAGUUCAAGGCCUGGAAAAUGCAAGGGUUUUGUUGGUUUGGAGUUUGUUUUUUUUUUCCUGUUAAAUUUUGUGCUUCCUCUAACGUAGUUUGGGAUGAAAGUGUUUUUCAACGAUGGGCCAAAAAGAGGGGAAGGUGGAGAGGGAAGGCAGCUCCCUGCCGUGCUAAUACUUGAUCUGCCAAGCUUCACACAGGGUAAAUAUUCAGCAGUUUGCAGCAGGAAUCGUAGGUGGGCCUGUCCUUUUUGAGGCACUGUAGUAACCUUACUCCUGAAGUGGACUUCACCAGCCUUUCCUCCAGGCACAGCCCUGAGGUGUGAAGAACAACCCAAGCCCGAGGGGUUGGACUCGUGAGUGUGCCAAACUGCUGGAGCAAUACUUGUGAGCAGCAGCUUCUCUGAAAGCCCAGCUCGAUGUAGCUCAAACAGGGCAAUUGCUGAAAUCCAUCUCUGAUUUCCAGUGGUCCUGCUGGAAGGCAGGAAAAUCGGGUUGCAAAGUGUAGGAAUUGUGUUUUUCUGUCUGAACCUGGGGUUGUCAGCAGCAGUUGUUUCAUGGUGGGAUGGAAUGUUCUUGCUAAAACAAGUUUCCACUGUUUCAUGUCUUCUACACCAAUAUAUAUAUGGUGUAUAUAUUAAACUGUGUAAAAUUGUACUUUGUACAUAGAACUCUGUACAAUAUGGAGGUACAGCCUUUUUUUGUUUUGGUUUAUUUUCCCUCCCCCUUUUUGGUACAGUCUUGUACAGUAUUAGGAGUCGAUGUGUUGGAAGUGUUAAAUCCAUACUGGGGCAACAAAAUGUAUCCAUUGUCAUUAGCAAUAGUUUUGGAGAAAUAAAUGUUUUGGGUAUGGUGGAAACACUGA
Pyrgilauda ruficollis (rufous-necked snowfinch) is the source of this 9264-nucleotide messenger RNA. RefSeq names its product SLIT-ROBO Rho GTPase activating protein 2 (gene SRGAP2). Gene Ontology annotation, molecular function: protein binding. Gene Ontology annotation, cellular component: cytoplasm. The transcript has 23 exons. Gene Ontology annotation, biological process: negative regulation of cell migration; signal transduction. The record is from RefSeq and is a predicted model, not a curated record. Lineage: Eukaryota; Metazoa; Chordata; Aves; Passeriformes; Passeridae. The coding region runs from base 587 to 3811 and encodes 1074 amino acids.